AAUGAAAAUAUAAGCAUUUUUUGAGAGAAAAUCAAACAAAAUCCAUAGUGUUAAAAUCCAUAGACUCCUUAAUUUUUUUAAAAUGAAGCAAUGUAAAUGUGGGAGAGGGUAGAGCAAAAAUAAUGGCGGAAAUGAGUGCAUCAUCAUCAUCAUCAUCUGGGAAGGCACUGGUAGUCGACCCACGAUGCGCCCACGCGCGAGUCCUCAGAUCCGGCGGCGCGUCCCCCGACCGCGGGGCGCUCAACAAUCUCAUCACCCUCUACUCCAAGUCCGGCCGCCGCUCCGACGCCAUCCGCAUAUUUCAGUCCAUCCCCAAUCCCAAUGUGGUUUCCUGGACCUGUCUCAUCUCCACUUUCCACGACUCAACCCUCUCCUUCCACCACUUCCUCUCCAUGCUCCGCCGCCCCGGCCGCCUCUUUCCUAACCACCGCACUCUCUCCGCCCUCCUCAAAACCUGCGCCUCCCUUUCCGCUCUCUCCUUCGGGAUCCAGCUCCACUCCAUGGCCCACAAGCUCGGCCUCUCGUCCGAGCCCUUCACGGCCUCCGCACUCGUUUCGUUCUACUGUAAAACAAGCUUUCUAGACAAUGCACAGAAGGUGUUCGACGAAAUGCUUGACAGGGAUGAGGUCUGUUUCUCCUCGAUCAUUGUGGGUUUGGCUCAGAACCGCAGACCCGUUGAGGCUAUGUCUUACUUUCUUGAGAUGAAGAGGUGUGGGGUGGCUUCCACUACCCACAGUGUCUCGGCAACAUUGCGGGCUGCUUCAGAGAUGGCUCUCUUGGAGCAAUGUAGGACACUCCACGGGCACGCCGCAAGAACCGGUUUGGAUUCGGAUGUGGUUGUCCGAAGCGCGCUGAUUGAUGGGUAUGGGAGAUGUGGGCUCAUAAGGGAAGCUCGCGCCGUUUUCGAUGAACUGGAAACAUCAUUGAACGAUGUAGGAUGGAGCACGAUGAUGUCAGCGUAUGCGCAGCAAGGGGAUUCCAAGAACGCGGCUGAGCUUUUCGCGGCAAUGCAGAGUCGCGGUAUGAAGCCCGACGGGUACUGUUUCCUGGCUGUUUUGACCGCACUCUGCCACGCCGGACUGUCCCAAGAGGCCAAAGAAUGGUUCAGGGCGAUGCAGGAAGACUACAACUUGGAGCCCUGGCUUGAGCACUACACAUGUUUGAUCACUGCCAUGGGGAAAGCCGGCGAACUGGGCCCCGCCGAAACCCUAGCCUCCACAAUGCCCUUCAAGCCAGACGCCGCCGUGUGGCGCGCGCUGCUGUCCACCAGCGCGCACCAUGGGGAGACCGACAUGGCAUGGAAGAUGAGAGACAGGCUGCUUGAGAUCAACCCGAACGAUGACUCAGCUUAUGUCAUCCUGGCAAACGCAUUCGCGGGCGCUGGGAAGUGGGACCAUGUGAGGCACGUUUGGAAAACAAUGAAGGAGAAAGGGGUCGGAAAGGAGGGGGGGCGGAGCUGGGUCGAGGUACGCGGGGAGGUCCACGUGUUCUCGGCCGAGGACCGGGCCCACGAGAGGAGGGAGGAGAUAUACCACAAGUUGGGGGAGUUGAAGGGGGAGAUUGAGAGGCUUGGGUAUGUGCCUGUUUGGAAUGAGAUGAUGCAUGAUGUGGAUGAGAGUCACAAAGCAGAAGUGUUGUGGCAACACAGUGAGAAACUGGCACUGGCAUUUGGGCUGUUGAGUGGGGUGAAUCCCUGUGGUAAACCUCUGAGGAUUGUGAAGAAUUUGAGGAUCUGCAGGGACUGCCAUGAAGCUUUCAAGUAUGUUAGCAGAGUGGUGGAGAUGGAGAUUGUAGUUAGGGAUGUUAAUAGAUACCAUACAUUCUUGAGUGGGAGCUGUACUUGUGGAGAUAACUGGUAGCUUAUACACUACUUCCUCCGCUCGAAAAUGAUCUUCUUGUUUGACUUUUGUUGGUCAAAGUUUGUAAACUUUGAUCCCCAUAUAUGAAAAAAUACAUUGUGUUUCG
Cuscuta campestris is the source of this 1965-nucleotide messenger RNA. Lineage: Eukaryota; Viridiplantae; Streptophyta; Magnoliopsida; Solanales; Convolvulaceae. The record is from the annotation of a GenBank genome assembly.